Rhipicephalus microplus (southern cattle tick) is the source of this 2830-nucleotide messenger RNA. RefSeq names its product tubulin tyrosine ligase-like 15 (gene TTLL15). Gene Ontology annotation, biological process: protein modification process. Lineage: Eukaryota; Metazoa; Arthropoda; Arachnida; Ixodida; Ixodidae. The record is from RefSeq and is a predicted model, not a curated record.
CAACCACACACGGGCUCGCCGCGCAAACUCCGGUCUAGUCGCGCGGAAGCCCUUACGCACAAGCGCGCGGUUAUGGAUCGGGAAGAUUUAGAACCUCGCGUUGGAAGUGAGAAGAAGCACGUGGCGUCAACGACCUCCGCUUCUCGAACUCUGCAACCAUCUGCGACAGUGUAUGCAAACUCGCCGGUGUCUUACUCGGUUGCCGUAGUGUCGUUACUGGUCGUUUCGAUUGCUUUGCUUUACGAAGUGCGCCAACUAUGCUUAAAUAAUAACAUUCUACUCGUAUCUCUCAAUGCAACGACGAAAGCAACGAAUGAAGUCAAGCCCAUCGUAUGGGUGUAUAGUAAAGGGUCAGAUCAAAGCCAUUUGCGACACGUCAUUGAAUCAUUCCGCCGGUACGGAUACCGGCUCGGGGAACGCGCGGACCGGUGGUCUGUGCUUUGGUCGCACGAUUACCCGUUCACUGAACUAGCCAGUGACAUGCGCGAGUUGAAGCCCGGCCAGGUGGUCAACCACUUCCCGGGUUCGGGUUACAUCACCAACAAAGCUAGUCUCUCCACGGACAGGUCUAUCCGAGAGCUGCCUCUGACGUUCAGACUUCCGGCCCAGAAGGACGAGUUCUUGCAGAACAUUGACGAGCGACCUCAUGUCAUGUGGGUGCAGAAAAACCGAGACCAUCGGGGAAUACACGUGGUCGAUCCCGUCGAAGUGGCAGCUGCAGCCGACGACGAAGAGACCUUCGUGCAAGAGCUGAUCGCCAACCCGCUGCUCAUUGACGGCAAAAAGUUCGACAUCGGCGUCUACGUAGCCAUGACGUCUCUCGAACCCCUGCGUGUGUACGUGUACAGGGGCGACGUGUUACUGCGCUUCUGCGCGCGUCCGUACGACGCGCUGCACUUCAACGCCUCCGACCUGGACUCCUACGUAGUCGGCGACGACUACACGCCUAUCUGGGAUAUGCCGUCGCUGGCCCGCUACUACGUGAGUGAUCAGCUAAGCAUGAAGACCAGCCUGGACGUUUACCUGCGCACGCAAAUGGUCGCCGACAGUGGUGCCCUGUGGUCCGAAGUGGAGCGGAUCGUGGCAUCGGUGUACACGCGCAAGGCCGAGGCCAUGCGGAGAUCGGCAUCGCGCUGGCCUCGCAUGGGCCGCUUCUUCGAGCUGGUGCGCUUCGACUUCGUGUUGGACGACGCACUGGGCGUGCACCUGCUGGAGGCGAACAUGUCGCCCAACCUGAGUUCGGCCCACUUUCCGGCCAACGGACCAUUCUACGAGCAGCUGUUGUUCAGCCUGUUCAGCCUGGUGGGACUCGGCGCGUCCAACUCGGCCGAUGACUGGAGAUUCUUGGACCGGGCCACGUCGGUUCUACCGUCUGACUGUCCGGUGCAGCCGGUGGAUCGAAGGUGCGAGCAGCCCGCCUCGCUCUGCGCUGCCAGCUGCCUGUCGACGGCCCACAAGCAGGCGUUCAGGGCCGCUCUCUGGGAGCACCUACACAGGAAGCAGUUCGCGAGGCUCGUGCCUCGUCCCGAUGCCAGCGUUGAACCGGAGGCCAACAUGACCGAAGCGGACCGAAUCAUGGCGCAGUGGUACGCCGCAAAAUGCAUGCAGGACUCGGAAUGGUGCCGCUGAAGAAGUGACUGCUUAGUCGCCAGGGCGUUCUUGACCUCGCGCCAACCUGCGGCGGCGUCAAACUUAUUGCCAGGGUCAUGCCAACGUGAACGAAUAUAUAUGUCCUGCCAUGGUUGUGUCACAGAGGCGGCUGGUGUAGUAGUACAAGCGCAGAUGACAACUUCUUAAAAGGACACUAAAGGAAAGCAAUGGUUUAGAUUAAUUAAUUGUAUGCUGAGGACUCUAGUGUUGUUAAUUUCGCCAUCGCAGUUUUUAUAGAGCGAAAAGCCGCGGUGAAAGUUCUGUUUUUUGUUUUCGAAUCUCGCCUUAAAAUUACCCCACGUGACCUCAUAGAUAUUAAAGAAUAUUUAAUUUUUCGUGUGUUGCUGACAUUGGCUCGACUAAAUUUCCGUAAACUAGGUCGCAAGACGUUGUAGCUCAUUUUGACUUAUUAGAAACUACGUAAACAAACUGCUACAUGCCAUCAAAAUUUAUGACUUUACGACGUUUGAUAUAAGAAUGUCAAGGCUGCAAUGCUAUCACCAGCAUUUUAUUUUUGCGCACUUUGUCUUGUUUUCGCGGCAAACGUGGCGAUUUCGGAAUUGUGCGAGGGUAAUUUACAAACACGAGAAAAAAAUAUUUUUUUUUAUUUAGAGACCUUUCGAACCGAAAGGAUGUUGCUAAACACUUGCACUACGGAAGGAAACACGACAGCAACUGCAAGGGCUAUAGCUGUUUAUGGAUAUAACUUUAUUUAUGUCUAACAGGUUGAGCUAGUUUUCUAGCCCGAGUAUAUCGCAGCUUUCGUGUGGAAAGCUGUCAUACUGUUAUAACUUAUAAACACGGUUUCGUGGUUUCAUGCCAGAUCAGGGUUAGAUAUCUUGGCGCCACAGUACAAUGCUGACCGACUGAUGCCGCGUUGAGUCAUCCUCGUGGCGUAUUGCAUAACGCCUAAAGAGUGAUAGAAACACUGUUAUAACUAUGGCGAGAUACACUGUACGAGAUAAACUGACAAUGCAAUAUGUCAGCAGCGGCCUUCGUUUCAGGGUAAUUGUGCGCAGAGGCCGUCCUUUCGAAAAGCCCGGAAUGUGUAGGAGCACAGCGAAUGCGGUAUGCAUGGUUAGCAUUGCUACCUCUCGUGGUACUUGGUGUUUUUAGAGACACGUACGAGGCGAAAAAUAAAGCACGAGUGGCUGUAUGUUCCGUUUUCAGGCCUCGCACU